AUGCUGGAACGGACGGGAAUGCUCAGCAUCUACACCAUGCCGAGACAAAUGCAGCUGCGCUGGAGCGGCCAUCUGGUGCGCAUGGACGACGAGCGACUACCCAAACGACCCUUCUACGGAGACGUCGCGACGGGUUCUCGCCGACAAGCUGGUCAAGUCUGGCACAGCAAGGAUACCCUGAAGACAUCCCCUAAACGUCUGCAGACCAACCCGGCCACCCGGGAAGACUUCACACGGAACCGACCGACCUGGUGCUGA
Messenger RNA from Spirometra erinaceieuropaei, 258 nucleotides. NCBI's taxonomy places the organism in Eukaryota, Metazoa, Platyhelminthes, Cestoda, Diphyllobothriidea, Diphyllobothriidae. The record is from the annotation of a GenBank genome assembly.